AUGGCAAUGAAUCAGAAUUUGGUACCAGCCUAUUUUCAGACUGGAAAUAUAUCCAGCUCUGCUCCGCAGCAGGUCGAGCAUUUAGUAAUUGGCGAUCGUGUCAGUAUGCUGAAAGAUGAGGCGAAACCAACGAUACAGCUACAAGCAUCCACUCCCACGGGUAUGACUAUUCAUCCAGCAGGUGCAACUUUUUUCCAAACGACGUCCAGUAGCCCGUUCACAACAACAAAUAGUGGUCCCGUUUUUCAUAGCUCUACAACAGCAACUACAUUUCUACCCAAUUCGGUGCAGAACGUCCAUAUACAACCAAACACCGCGGCUACGCUUAAUGGACAACAAACACAGCAAGUUCGCCUUGUGCAAGCAGUCAAUUCUACAUCGGGCGUCAAUGUCACGUCUCCUCAACAUCAAGCCGCUACAGUGUUGACUGUUGUAACGGCACAGAAUCCGAAUGGUACAACUAUGCAGAUUCUUCAGCCACAAGGUGCUGAAACAGAUGAGCGACGUAUUGCUGCCAUACUGGAUUCAUAUUUCAUUGAACAGCAGGCUCCAACAACAUCAGUGGUUGCACCCAUUACAACAGCUGCUGUAGCUGUCACAACGCCAUCUGCUUAUCCAUCACCUGCAAGUAUCGUAGCAAAAUACACACGUGGGAAAGGUACAACACAAGAGAAAAAGGAAAAGGACGAAGCAAAACGAGCUAAACAAGCUGAAGCAGCACGUUUGCGGUAUCAUCGGUUAAGCGCUGAGGAAAAAAGGGCGUUAAAUAUCAAGCGAACAAUGGCGCAGAAGCGCAAAAGACAGCGUGAGAAAGAACUUGAAGAACUUGAAAAUUUACUGCGUCAAACAAAUGAUAUACAAGAGGAUCCAGAUAUUAAUGAACAGCUGCGUGAGAAGCGGAUGCGGGCACGUUGGGCUGAGGCAGCACGUUCACGUUAUCAGCGUAUGUCAUCAGAAGAACGCCGCGCGCAUAAUAAUCGUAGACGGAUGAGACAGAUUGCUGCAACGGAAGGAUUAAAGGGGCCUGACGGACAGCCCGACGAAGAAGCGAUCAAGAGGCAUAUCAAGGAACAAAAUGCAAAGAAGGCUGAGGCUGCCAGACUUCGUUACCAUCGGAUGACUGAGGAAGAAAAGAGGGCUUAUAAUCAGAGAAGAACGGAAGCAUUCCGGCGACGACGUAUGGAGGAGGAAAUGUUGCUUGCAAUGCCCAUAGGGCGUAUUAAUGGAGAAGCCUUAGAUCGAGCACAGCAGAUUGUUGUUCGAAAUGCGAAACGAGCAGAAGCUGCCAGGCUGAGAUAUCAGAGAAUGACACCGGAGCAGAGGAAAGCUUAUAACCAGAAACGGUACACACCAAAACGGAAACGACUUGAAAAUUCUGAGGAUAGCGAAACUAAUAUGAAUCGUGGUCGAAAGCGUAAUCAAGAUGAACAGUUUGAUGCACUUUCAACCUUGGAAAGAGAUGUGAUCAAGAGGACGCAACAAGCCCAACAAGCUUUGAUGCGCCAACGAGGCACUCCCUCAGCGAAUGCUCCUGCCGGUGCUUACUUGACAGCACAUGUUGUUCAGCAACCUCAUUCAAAUGUAACUACGGUUCUUCCCAGCACAGCAAUAAUCCCGAAUAGUGGCGGUGUGUUGCCUGGUGCCACUGUGUUAGCUGCACAGAUUCAGCCAUCGCAAAUUCAAACCGCUCCAAUUCAGACGCAGCAAGUUCAAUCGCAGCAAACAAAUCAGCCUAUGCAGCAGCAAGCAAUGACGCAGAUUCCCCAGCAAGUUCAGUUACAGCAAAUCCAUCCCCAACAAAUCCAGAAUCAAUCUUCGCAGCAACAACCACAGCAGCAGAUUCAAUAUACCGUAAGUCCAGCUGGGCAAAUGAUGGUUGGACAACAUUUACAGCAACAGUUGCUUACACCAUAUGCGACAGUGCCUCCGAGAGCCUAA
This is a messenger RNA of Brugia malayi, 1938 nucleotides long. RefSeq names its product Gex interacting protein 4, isoform c, putative (gene Bma-gei-4). The transcript has 12 exons. NCBI's taxonomy places the organism in Eukaryota, Metazoa, Nematoda, Chromadorea, Rhabditida, Onchocercidae. The coding region runs from base 1 to 1938 and encodes 645 amino acids. The record is from RefSeq and is a predicted model, not a curated record.